Messenger RNA from Rotaria sordida, 264 nucleotides. The record is from the annotation of a GenBank genome assembly. Lineage: Eukaryota; Metazoa; Rotifera; Eurotatoria; Philodinida; Philodinidae.
AUGUUUAUUGACAACUCAAUUAUUGUUAAUGAAUGGGCAAUGGAAUUAGAUCCAAUGUACUCAACCUUGUCAACAUCAAAAAGAAAUAAAAUGAUACAUUACGCGAUAUAUGAUUGUUUUGCAGCAACAUGUUUAAUUCGACCUGUUACAUUAUAUUGGACAUUUCAACAGGUAAAAAAACUUAAUAUUCUUGAUUCAUUUCAGGCAUUACCAUCAUCAUCACGAGCUAAUAACAACCCAACAAAUACAAAUAUUAAUCAAUAA